GUUGGGCCGUAUGGCGGUGAGAUGCGGUGCGGAGCAGGGAAAAAAAAAUGGUCCCAAUUCUGCUGGAAUCCGGGGGCGGUCGCUAAGGCGGCUCGUCGUUGAUUGGGUGUGUGAAUGGGGGGGGAAAUUGAUGGCGAUUUUUCCCCUGGUCCGUCCGCAUCGCGAUUGAUCGCUCCUCCGCCCAUCGCUGGCCACUCUGCACCUCGCUCGCUCGCUCGCUCUCCUUGGCCAUAUUUGCUUCAAUUGCAGUCGCUACUGUGCCCAUGAAAGUCAUUUACAAACAUUCCCAUGCUAGCUCCAAGGCCAGCUCUCUCUGAAUACGUCAAGCUCGAUCGAAUGUGUCGAAGCGGGGCCGUCUGUAUUUUGCAACCCAAUCUCAUUCUCAGACCUCGAAUCCGGCUAUCAUCUCACCCGAGAUCUUACCAUCGUUCGUAUUUAUUGUAUCAGGCUCGUGAUAGCACAUUGCGCUCUGAAAUGGGGACUGAAGGUGGCUUCGAGCGCGGCUCUAACGGGACUGGUCGUGGUGGUCCUAACAAGUCCAACAAUAAUGGCAAUCAUGGCAAUCCCAACAACCCGGCUCCCUGGAGACCUUAUCGUGGUCGUUGGAGCUCGAAGACUACACAUGCAGACCAACCUGGCACGCAAACACCAGGCAACACAUCGCAAGAUCGACCACGAAGAAACGGCCCACGAAGAAACAAUAGACCAGCCGAUAGACGACCAAAGCAACGCCAUGGAGCGAUCGCGCCACCUCAUGGGGCUGCGCCAUUGCAGUCACCUCAAGGACAGGUUGCGACAAGCCAUGCCGGUUCCAUGGGCAAUGUCAAUAGCACGAACCCGCCUUUCGCUUUUCCACCUCCACCAGGUGUCAUGAAUGCAAAUGGCAGUGCAAUCCCUCCGCCGCCGUUUCUGAUGCCGAAUGUAUCGAACCCACAGAAUUCCUUCACACAAAAUAUGCCGGAUCAACGACCACUCUUGCCACAAAAAAUGUCUUUUCAGCCGCAGCAACAGUUUACACCCAUGUUCAAUCCUUCCUCAUACCCUUCAUUUGGGAUCCCGGAAUCGUGGAAUGAUUUCACAAAGUUUACGAGCCAGCUACUACCUAUGCCACCCCCCCCUUUGAUGAACAUGGGAAUGCCGAACCCAUUGUUAGCGAUGUCAAUGCUCGACCCUUUCGCCUUUCGUACACCUUUCACCCCGGAAUCAGCCCCUAGCCAGGAGCAGCCGCAGCAGCCGCAGCAGCCGAAUAAACGUCGAUCCCCUUCUUGCGAGCCACUAGAACCUCCAUCUCCCACGGCAGAAUAUCUCCAGCAAUCAUCUCUUCCACCGAAGCGAAACGGUUCUUCGAAACCCCUCCUCGUCAUCCUUGACCUGAACGGCACACUUGUCCACCGCAAACAUCGCAUGUUUCCACCCUCUUUCGUUGAACGCGCCGGCUUGAAGAGUUUCCGCCGGUGUCUCCUAGCAAAGUACAAGGUCAUGGUCUGGUCGAGCUCGCAACCCUUCACGGUCCAAAACCUCUGCAACAGAAUCUUCCCGGGCACCACCCGGAAAGAGCUCGUCGCCGAAUGGGGCCGCGACAAGUUCCCGCUCACGGGCUCGCAGUACCGAUCCAAAACCCAGGUCUACAAGACUUUGGAUACGGUCUGGCGCGAUCCGUCGAUCCAGGCGUCGUAUCCCAGUUUCCGCGGGAAGAAAUGGCAACCGACGGAGACACAGGUGUGGGAUCAGACGAACACCAUCCUCAUCGACGACAGCAAGCUCAAAGCCAUCUCGGAGCCGUACAACAUCCUGGAAAUACCCGAAUUCACGGGCGACCGGGGUCCGGGCGACAAUCAAACCCUCACCAGAGUGCUAGAGCUGCUGGAGGAAUUGUCCAAGUAUGACGAUGUCAGCCAGACGCUGCAUCUCUGGAGCAAGACCCUGGAGGAGACCGGGAAGACGUGCAUCCUCGAUAUCUUGGACACCCUCCCGCGAGGCCCCCAGCCGCAGACUCCCAUACCCCUGGCACCCGGGGCGACCCGCGUCGAGCGUCGCAGAGCCCGCAAGCAGGAGAAGAAAGCCGCCCGAGCUGCUGCGGCGGCCAUCUCGACUUCCUUCACAACCCCAGCCCCAGCCCCGGCCCCGGCCCCGGCCCAAGCCCCAGUAGCCCCAGCUCCAGUCCGCUCCCCGUCCCCCGCCACAUCCCUCGAUUCGGAGCAUCACUCCCUCUCCCCGGAUCCAUCCGUCCGGUCCGAUACUCAAAACGAUCUCCUCGAUAAACUGGAGGCAUCGCUCGAUCGUCACGAUUAAUAGCCGUCCUCAGAAGGGGGGAGGGCGAGUGUUGUUUGUACGGCUCAGCAUUUCAUCAAGACCAGAUGGUACAUAAUGGCCGUUUCGGCUCUUGUCCUGUCAUCUCUGUAUGUGUAUCUGAGAAAAGAUAUAGCGCGGUGUCCUGGAGUGUAUGUGUGUGUGUCAUUUGUCUGCGAACUUUGUUACACCUGUUUGAUGUAAAUUUUGCCUGAUAACUACAUAGAGAAGUGCAUGGGAACUCAAUUGAUCUUCAUCUCAUCUGCC
Messenger RNA from Aspergillus japonicus CBS 114.51, 2556 nucleotides. RefSeq names its product NIF domain protein. The record is from RefSeq and is a predicted model, not a curated record. The coding region runs from base 289 to 2292 and encodes 667 amino acids. Gene Ontology annotation, molecular function: phosphoprotein phosphatase activity. The transcript is spliced from 2 exons. NCBI's taxonomy places the organism in Eukaryota, Fungi, Ascomycota, Eurotiomycetes, Eurotiales, Aspergillaceae.